Molecule: messenger RNA, 726 nt
Organism: Exophiala oligosperma
Lineage: Eukaryota; Fungi; Ascomycota; Eurotiomycetes; Chaetothyriales; Herpotrichiellaceae
Exons: 2
Coding region: 1-726 (241 amino acids)
Source: RefSeq, a predicted model, not a curated record
AUGGUUUUGAUCACAUCCCCCAACCAAAUUCCGGGCUUCCACUGCCAGCCAACUCUUGCUGAUCUCCAAAAUUCGACUGCCGCCGAGGAGCUACGAUCGGAGAUAUCUACCACGCACUUGCAAAACCUUGCCGAGAUUUUUGUCAAGUACAACGUCCACGAGAGGCUUGGAGUCCACCUCAUCCAUGGCCACGCCAAGGUUGCAGCUGGCAACGUGAUGCUGGGCCAUUCCUUCACAGAACCUUCGGGUCGCUGGGCGAAACCAAUCCGGAUGGAAGAGGUUAAUCUUGCAGACGUACACGGACAUAUCUUCAAGCUCGUCGACGGAGGCCGCUUUGUAGCUUACGAAUACGUCGAGGGAAAAGCAAGUGAUCUGUCUGAUAUCAGUACCGAUUUCUUCAAGGACUUGGUUGAAUAUCUGCAAUCACAUCAGUUGGAAGCCACCGUUGGACUCCAAAUUCUUGGCCAGUCUGUUAGGAACAUGGCCGAAUUCGACUUCGGAGACUGCGGAACGGUCAUGCUGAACGAGCAAGAUAUCUCUCAUGCAACACCUUUCAGGACAACAGGGUGGGUCUUCACUCGCAAAGAGGGAUUUGUAUCUUUCAAGGGCAACGAGACGCACAUGGAAACGGUAAAGGGGCCUCACAAAGUCUUGAUCGACGCAAAACUCGCACCAAACGUUACUGCUCUUAAAGCCAUUCUGAAGCGCUAUGAGGUUAUUAACUAG